AUGCCGGAUUUCGGAGAGCACGUCGACAAUGGGAUCUUUGAACAGAUCCUAGAGAUGGACGAUGACGACAAGCGCGAGUUCAGCAAGUCCUUGGUCACCAACUUCUUUGACCAAGCUGAGGAGACCUUUGUCAAGAUUGAGGAGGUUUUGAACAAUGAGAAGCUCGACAACGGCAAGAGGCUCGAGACGCUGUCGAGUCUGGGCCAUUUCUUGAAGGGUUCUUCAGCCACCCUCGGUUUCAACAAGAUCAGGGAUUCGUGCCAAAUCAUCCAACAAUACGGUCACAAGCUCACUGUCGAUGGAGCUGCGGAGCCCAACGAACAAGUUUGCCUGGAGAAGAUUCAGGCUGCCCUCAAGACAGCCAGGAACGACAAAAACGUGCUGGCGGACAUGAUGUUGAACGAAACACACGGCUUCUUCCAGCCAGAUGACGAAUAG
This is a messenger RNA of Neurospora hispaniola, 438 nucleotides long. RefSeq names its product histidine-phosphotransfer domain-containing protein. Gene Ontology annotation, biological process: phosphorelay signal transduction system; phosphorylation. Gene Ontology annotation, cellular component: cytoplasm; nucleus. The record is from RefSeq and is a predicted model, not a curated record. Lineage: Eukaryota; Fungi; Ascomycota; Sordariomycetes; Sordariales; Sordariaceae. The transcript has 2 exons. Gene Ontology annotation, molecular function: protein histidine kinase binding; histidine phosphotransfer kinase activity. Bases 1 to 438 code for a protein of 145 amino acids.